Messenger RNA from Myxocyprinus asiaticus (Chinese sucker), 3716 nucleotides. RefSeq names its product potassium channel, subfamily K, member 15 (gene kcnk15). The record is from RefSeq and is a predicted model, not a curated record. NCBI's taxonomy places the organism in Eukaryota, Metazoa, Chordata, Actinopteri, Cypriniformes, Catostomidae. Gene Ontology annotation, molecular function: potassium ion leak channel activity. The coding region runs from base 308 to 1522 and encodes 404 amino acids. The transcript is spliced from 2 exons. Gene Ontology annotation, cellular component: membrane. Gene Ontology annotation, biological process: potassium ion transmembrane transport; stabilization of membrane potential.
CCUCCCUUGCACGAUUUUCGCAUUACAGGAGGAUUGGUUUAAAAAGAGACCGCUCUGUUAAUUUGAUCGAGGAUUAACAAAUUCAUGCUAUUUUAACUGCUAAUCGAACAUAUGAGGCACAGGCUGGGAGAGAAAGACCAAGACAUGAAGAAAAUGAUGGACCCCAUUCUUCCUCAGAUACGUGUCUGACACAAAACCUGGAUUCGUUGUACUUCCAUAGGUGCGAACAUCUUGAAAGCGCACAGAUUUAGCGUUAAUACAGAUGCAUUAAAUCGCCCGACCUGUUUGAGUUCCUCUGAAGAUAAAGAUGAAGAAGCAGAACGUGCGAACGCUCUCUCUCAUUAUUUGCAUGUUCUCGUACUUGCUUGUGGGCGCCGCGGUCUUUGACGCGCUGGAGUCCGAGACCGAGAGCGCACGAAAACGCAUCUUAGAGCAGAAACGCAGCGACAUGAAGAGGAAGUAUCGCUUUACUGAAGAUGACUAUUGGGAGAUCGAGCGAGUAGUGCUGCAGGCAGAGCCGCAUCGCGCUGGAAGACAGUGGAAAUUCGCUGGAUCGUUUUACUUUGCCAUUACUGUAAUCACUACGAUUGGUUAUGGUCACGCAGCACCUGGCACAGAUGCUGGAAAGGUCUUUUGCAUGUUCUACGCUGUUCUGGGCAUCCCUCUAACACUGGUGAUGUUUCAGAGUCUAGGUGAGAGAAUGAAUACAUUCAUGCGCUACCUUCUCAGCCACAUAAAGAAAUGUAUAGGCCUUCAUCGUACAGAGGUUUCCAUGGAGAACAUGGUGUUGGUGGGAUUCUUGUCCUGCCUGGGGACUCUGUGUGUGGGGGCCGCUGCCUUCUCCCACUUUGAGGGCUGGACAUUUUUCCAUGCGUACUACUACUGUUUCAUAACUCUCACCACCAUUGGCUUCGGGGACUUUGUGGCUCUACAGAAGAAGGAGGACCUCCAAGAAAAGACACCUUAUGUGGUUUUCAGUUUCAUGUACAUCCUCGUGGGCUUGACGGUGAUCGGAGCAUUCCUCAACCUGGUGGUGUUGAGGUUCCUCACUAUGAACAGCGAGGAUGAGAAACGGGACGCGCAGGAACGGGCCUCUUUAAAGAGGGGUCGCAACCUCACUGCCAUGAAUGCCAGGCGAGAUAAUCACAGCCACAGCAACUUGUUCUUGCCCAUGGAAGAGGGCACAAGUCGCACCAACCUCAUCUUGUCGCCAGCAGAAGAACGUGGUCUGUACUCACCUCUGCCCCUGCCGUUACUUAAGAAUCAACAGCGACAAAAGUCCCAGCUGGGCAUGCUGUGCUCCUGCGUUUGCUACCGUUUGGGCCUCUGUGACAGCCCUGUUCCAUCACUCCACAAGUGCCCUGACUCACAUAUUAACUAUGUGUACUACAACUCUGUGUCCUACAGAAUCAGAGGUGGUUCUUCAACCAGGGACAAUACGGUCCUGUCCUCUCCAGGCAGCUCUCUCUCUCCUGGGCUCAGCUUUAGAGAGCUGCCGCGCUUACGGAGGAAAUCAGUGUAGCACAUGCUGGACAGACCUUAUAAGAUGAUGUGUCAAUUUUAGAUGGUGUGUAUAUUGUAAUAGGUAUUUAUUUUUUGUAGCACAAAUGAGCUAAGACAAUGGGUCUCUCUGACUAGUAACUGCGUGGAUUUUGCAUACUUUUACGCACAAGAAAAUUUCACACGAAAAAUUUCCUUCAGAUUCACGACAGGUUUCAUGACUUUGUUAACAGUAACACAUACUGCAAAUAGCCAAACUGCAUACUUUAUACAUUUUCAGGUAUCUGGCAAAUCAAUCCUCGAAAGGAAAUAACAAACAUGAUAACUGUCCAUUCUUGAUGUUAUGACACAGUUUGGCACAAUGAAAGGGUAACUAUGCUGAUCCCAUUAUGCUUUGUCUUUUUAAUCUUAAUCCAUAUUUGUACAAAAUGAGAUUGAACCCUGGGCAUUAAACUAGCUGCAGUAUAUACUGUAUAUAGUAUGAAAUAUCAUCCCCAAGAGAGAAAUAAAUACUGCCAUACAUUGUCUUUAGAGUGAUAUUAUAAUGCAUGAAGUGGAGGCCUGUUGAUUUAUGAUCUGACCUGUUUGCAGGUUCAGUCCCAUUUAGAUGUGAUUUAAGAAUAUUUGGUUUACUGAUAUUUAAUUCUACUCAACCAUAGUGCCUUUGAGCAAAACACUUAAUGCCAGAUUGCACAAAGGGGUUAUAGUAAAGUAAAAGCAGUAUAGUAAAAUUCUUUAGCUUUUAACAGUCAGAAGUGAUCAUCAAUGACUAGAUACACUAUUGGGAAACUCAUUUCUGCUUUUUACUUUUUAAGUACAGUAUGUACAUGACAUGUUUGAUUUUACUUUAUGCAUGCACAAUUCAGAAUGAAUGAUGAAUGCUUAAGGUUAUGUCUAUCAUAAUCUUUUGAUUAGCUGUGGGUUUUAUUUGUAUUUUUUUCUAUUGUGCUGCAUGUAAGUUGAAUAAGAACUGCAUAACAAAAUGAAUGCAGUGACAGAAAAUAAACUAACCUGCCCGUAGAGAAUUUUCAAUUUAAUUUUAAUUUAAGCACAUGGAAGGAAUUUGGAGAACAACAAUUAUUGUUAAUACAUCUUAAUAUUUGCACAGUUACACAAGUAAGGUAUUGAAAGGGCAUAUCUUUCUUGAGAUAUGAAACUGAGACACAGUUCCCCUCAGCAAGAUGUUUAGUUUCAUCACUAAUUUAUUGUUCUAAAUUAUAAGAAGAGUUAAUGCUGUAUGUGGACAAUCAAUAAUUAUACAGUGCCUGAAUUUCUUUGGUUGCUGUGCAGUCCAUCCAUAGCACGUGACAGUGUUGUUUUAUAUCUACAUAUCAACCAACUAACAAACCAGCUUUUAUUUAGCUAUAUAAAGGCUCUGAGUUUAAUAAAACCCUUUUAACACUUUCAACAUAAACAGCUAUUUUUUGUUGUUGUUGCUUAUUCUCCUGAGCAGUGGUAUUCUCUCAUUUCAUCUGGAGGAUCAAAAAUAGAUUGUCACUUGAAUAACUCAUUUAGUGGAACUAAUAGUGCAUCAAUCUGCCUGUACAGAAGCUGGUAAUAGAGAACAUUUGCUGAUUUGCAUAAUCAAAUAAAUCUCCCCACACCAUCACACUACCACUACCAUGCUUGACCGUAUGUGUGAUGUUAUUUUUGUGGAAUUCUGUGUUUGAUUAACACCAGAUGUAACGGGACCCCUGUCAUCCAAACAGUUCCACUUUCAACUCAUCAGUCCAAAGAACAUUCUCCCAAAAGCUUUGAGGAUCAACAAGGUUGGCAGUGGUUUUCACCUCACCACUCUUCAAUGGAUGGCAUUUUUGGCCAGUGUCUUUAUGAUAUUAGAGUCAUGAACAGUGACCUUUAUUGAUGCGAGAGAGGCCUGCAGUCCCUUGGAUGUUGUCCUUGGCUUUUUUGUGAUUUCUUGUAUGAGUCGCCGCUGUGCUCUUGGAGGAAUUUUGGAAGGUCGGUCACUUCUCGGAAGGUUCACUACUGUGCCAAGUUUUAUCCAUUUGGAAAUAAUGGCUCUCACUGUGGUUCUUUGGAGUCCCAGAGACUUUGAAAUAGCUUUGUAACCCUUCCCAGACUGAUGUAUUUCAGUCACCUUUUUCCUCAUCAUUACUUUUGACCUUGGCAUAGUGUGCUACUGGGUGAGACCUUGUAGCCAACAUCAUGCUGCUGAAAAAGGGAGCAAAUACUUUUUUUCACACAGGCCUAGUUGG